This is a messenger RNA of Ostertagia ostertagi, 345 nucleotides long. The record is from the annotation of a GenBank genome assembly. NCBI's taxonomy places the organism in Eukaryota, Metazoa, Nematoda, Chromadorea, Rhabditida, Trichostrongylidae.
AUGCAAGAGCGCCUUAGUUAUCGCAGAUUGGUGAACGAGUGUGCAGAGGCUCGCUUGAACAAUUGCUCUCCGAAUGCGAAGUGCAUCGACAAGGCGAUUGGUUACACCUGCCGCUGCGUGCCCGGAUUCGCUGACACGUCUCCAGAAGGCGCUCGACGACCUGGCAGAAUCUGCACUCAAUUGGUGAACGAAUGUGCGACGAAGCAGCACGACUGCGACAAGAACGCGAUCUGCCGCGAUGAGCCGAUCGGCUAUCGCUGCCACUGUCCAUUCGGAUUUGCCGACGCCUCCAAGGAUCCCUCGAAACCUGGUCGUCUAUGCGUUCAACGUAGGUUGUUGGUUUAG